GCAAAAAUCGAGCAGUAAGUGGCCAUGUGGUGCUUAUUUUUAAUGAAUAGUGAUAAUUUAACAGUGAAUUUCGUAAACCAAGCUGCAAGAUUACGGUUACGGUUAUGUACGUUGAGUCGUAACGUAUACCAUUCGUAACGCUCCCAAAAAUAAUUUGCUGUGGGUGGACGGGCCAUUGAAGCACGAACUUCAUCCAGCUCAUUUUUAACGGAACAAUAAAACGUAUUACGCGUCAUUAUUGCAGGGAUUCCUUGCUGUGACGAGAAUUCGUGUAGAAAAAUAUGGCCCAAAAGGACCACCCUAUCGAAUUUAACCAAAAUGAGGAAGACGCUUCAAACUUCAGGAAAAGAAAGUACCCUUUUAGUCACAUGGAUCCUUAUUCCGAACAGUUCGUCAGUACGUCCGACCCAGAAUCAACCACUAAGUUCACCACGUACGAAAAAAAACAAGGUAUAGGCCAACACUUAGGCGGCGAAUACCAGUACCUAAUGUGCGCCUUAUACGCCCUAAAAUUCUGCGACGACGACCGUAUCAGCGACUUCCAACUGACCACAAACAACAACAAAUACAAAGUUUUCGACGACAUCACGAUCGAAAUAACGUUGAAAGACAGCUCGGAGGUGGUUUUCACGUUCCAACUGAAACACGGCGAACCCCAGAGAAACCUAACGAUUGGCGACUUCGUGCGCCAAAACCUGAAGAACAAGAGCUACCUGAAGAACCCCUACUGCUUGACGAAACACAUCGAGUUCGUCAAGAGUAUCGAGAAACAGAAUAUAGUUUGUGUUUUAUUCACAAACAACACAGCGAGCUUGGUGGACGGCUUGGAGUUAGAUUUCGAAACGGACAAGGUUUCAGUGAAGCUGUGCGACGAUUUUGUUUACACGAAUUUGCUAGUUAACACUCAGUCGGUGAACGGUGGCGAUAUUUUUCGCUUGACGACUAGUGGCAAAACCGACUACGACAACGCGUCGAGGCAGUUCUACAUUUUCACCAAUCAGAACAACGUUUAUAGGACCAAACAAAUCAUUGAAGACGAACUAAGGAAGUUGCUUCGGUGCGACGUUUACGGGUUUUUCGAUUUCAUGAAGAACUGGUGGGCUGGCAACUUCGUACUUGGGAAAACUGACAUGCUCACGAAAUUGACUGAAUUGUCGCUUGGGCCGUAUUCGAGGACCUUGUCGGCCGACAAGUCUAACGACAAAUCAAGGGAGUUGGCUAAGAGCAUCAUGAAGUUCGAUACCACGAUAGUGGAAGGUUUUGACCACAGCGUAAUCAGCUCAAUUUGGGACAUCACAGAGAUGUUGCGAAAAAUACAGACGUUGGAGACCGACUUCGAAAUGCUGGCGUUUUCCCUUGGUACCAGUCUCCAACUAGAAAGUUUCUGCUUAGCUGCACUCAAAUACGGACUUAAAAGUAUGCCUGCUUCUACGGGUACUAAAAAACUUUCAUCUGACGAAAUUAGAGACGUUGUGACGUCUUUGUCACUCUCGCAAAUCACCAAAGUAUUGUGGUACCUCGAUGUGGUACCACUCGUGGUGAAAAUCAGUCACGAAAAUCGCGAGCAGGUAGAAGCGGUACUCAGUUUGUGGUGGACCCACUUCAAAAGAAAGAAAAUCGUGUUGGUGGGUCCAGUGGACAAGGAGAAAAUCCAAGAAAAGUGGAAACUUUUGUGUACCUUGUCGGAUUUUGAAAAGUACGACAGGAACCGCGUUAUGACCUCGUUUCAGGUUUCCUUGCAAGGGAAAUCCGCUAUUCCGUUGAAACAGUUGCUACAUCUUGAUAAACACGUUGCAGAUAUAUUUGGAGUUCGAGAGUUGCUAGAAAUGACACAAGAUGUUUUAGUCGUUGGGAAAAAAGAUGUCACUUGUCCUAGUCCCUACGUGGAAAGAACCCUUUCGGCUACAUUGCUCGAAACUAACAAGGUCUUGAAAGCCUACGAAAACAACACCGACGCUUUAAUCAUCAUCAACUGUGAAAAGACGCUACAUUUUGCUGCAAACCCGUUCGUGAUGGUAGAACUGACUGAGUUCUUGAAAAACCGGCACUAUGAUGACCGCCUCAAUGUAAUCAUAGUGUCAACGAAGAGCAAAUGCAACACCAUCCAGUUUGAGAGUGUGCAGCGAUUUACCCACAAAUCGGUUUACUUGCUUCAAGUAGUAAACGACACGUCUUGCGUUUUACUAUCGAAGACAGGUGACGCGCUACCACUGGACGAAUUGAAGCAGGAAUCGCAAUCCGUGGAAGAUAGAAAAGUCCUAACCUAUUUCAAAAACCCACUGAACUGCUUAGUGGGUCCUGUGGCUUCCGGAAAAUCGACUUUGUUGGCUCACCUAGUAAACCAGUGUCCGUCCCAUUCGUGGACCGUUUACGUCAACCUUAAAACCGCCAAUACGAUUUUAGAAAGUAAUCCCGACUAUGAGGAGUUGUUGCGCCACUUUCUACAACUAUCAGACGAAGACAGUUUUCUUAACAAGUUCAAACACUUUGUAGUGAAGACCAAGAAGUUAUAUUUGUUUCUGGAUGAACUUGACCAGGUGACCCGCAUCGAUUUUGUUCUGGAUUUUGUGAGGUGGAUGGCUUGUGCGGGUGUGUUUGUUUGGGUGGCGGCACGUGACUACUUGGAAGAGAAGAUCGUCACGUGUUUAAACAUAGUACCUGUCAAACUUCAAGCCUUGACCCAAAUCGAGCAAAAUAGGGGACCGUUAUUUGGCAUCUUUAGUAGUCGUGGGGUUGCCAAAAUGGUGUACAAAAGUUUGGAAAUGGCGGACAGCGCACUCUCCCUUGCCACUCCUUUAAAUAUAAGAACUAUAGCGGAUUUUGUGAAGGACCAAACAGUACUGGAACGUUUGAAGUCGCAGAAGGUGCUACCAUUACCAGUACUGGUCACUUGGUUGUUCGACGGCAUUUUCAAACACUACCUCAGUAAAAUGAGUCCCGAAUCCUCUAUGGUUUUAGUCACACUUAAAGACUACUACCUAGAGCAGUACCAACUACUCGCUUUAAAAAGUUGUCUAGAAGAAACGAGCUGCUACAAGUUGCUCCGGAACCCACGACGUGCUGACACGUUUCUUGGUCACUUACAACAACACGGAGACAACUUGGGUAUCGUUACCUCAGUGGAAAAUCAGCCGGUUUUCUUCCACCGAACCUUUGCUGAGAGUCUCGCAAGCUUAUGGUUGAGCGAAAAUCUACAAUACCCGUGGAGUCCUGACAAAAACUACUUCUCGUCGGGCUUGCGGUUCACCCUCGAUGUACUCCUUUCAGAGAAUAAUCCUCAACACUUAUCCAUCAUCUAUCGAGACUUUGACAACGUAGUACCCCCUUACGACGAGUCGAAAGAUAAAGGUGGCCGCACACUCCUCCACUUGGUUUGUUCCUACGGAAACCACUACCCUCCGAAACCCAACUACCACGAGCGUCUAAAUCGAGAAUCGCCUUCGUACGUCGAACUCGUGGAGCAGUUGAUGAAGGUCCAAGACCCUUCAAACCGCGAUGAUCUCUUUAGUUUCACGACUAUUACGUACGCGGUUCGCUGUGGAUGUUUGCUCCCGCUGGACAAAGUCGUCGAUCUUUCGCCCUAUCGUAACGAACUCCUCGAAGCCUACGAUACCAAAACUCUAGCCUUUUAUUGUUCCCAGUUAGGGUACCUUAAGUUGUUGGGUUUCGUGAUUGAGAAGGACCCAAGUGUCCUGAACGACACCUUCGACGGGUUUUCGUUACCAGAACUGGCAGUUUUGGGUGCUAAAGACGACGAUUAUCAGUCGCCCCGACCCGGGAAUGUCAAGGUCGCGGAAAUGUUGAUACAAAGGUGCGACAACGAAGACGUUCUCUCACGAAUGUUGACUUUAGCGUCUACGAACCAGUGCUACGACAUGGUGGAAGUUUUAAGUCGCCUUGAUUCCAAAAAGACUAAAGGAAAGACCUUGUUACAUGUAGCCGCAGAAAUGGGUACUUUGAAUGAAGAAAUGUUGAAGUUGUCUGUGAAAAAAGAUACUGAUUUGAGUGUGCUAGAUGAGGAGGGUCGGACUCCUCUUCAUAUUGCUUCUGAGAAGGGAUACGUCAACAUUGUCCAGUUGUUGCUGGACAAGGGGGUUUUGAUCAAUUCCCAGAGUGUGUCAAAAUGGACUCCUUUACACUACGCUGUGAAGUCCUCAAAUGUAGACGUGGUUAAAUUUUUGGUCGAGAGAGGUGUGGAUAUCAACGUGCGUGAUUUUGAAGGGCGUACUUCGCUUGACUUAGCACACAAGUGUGGGAAUGAAAAGUACGUGAAGUUUCUUUUGAAGGGUGCUUUGGACUGGAAACAGGAAGAAAAACUUUCUAGCGAUUUCCAAACGAACUUGACUAUUCAUAAGUCGGAAAAAAUGGAGACCGCGACCUAUUCCGAACCACGCAAGUCGACUGAAUUCCCAGAACAGACUUUCAAAAAACGAGCAGGUACUACGGACAAAGGAAGAGACUACGAGAUUCUUAUUCUAGCCAAUUUGAUAUUCAAACUAGUCACUGACACCAACGUAACAAAUUUUUCGGUUUCAGCUAAUGACGAAAGUUUUGGUUACUUCGACGAUAUUGUUGUUAGUGUGGCAACACAAACAAACGUAACCACUUACGCGCUACAAGUGAAACAUACAGUCCGAGGCAAACCCAUUACUGAAAAACAAUUAACCCAAAACAGAGGGAUGUUCAGUUUAACAAAAUCGUUUCAGUCUUUCAAAGAAAUGUCCGAGGGUUCCUGCGACUUAAUCUACUUCACAAACGCUAAAUUAUUUCUUCCUGAGAACAAGGAACUGAAUUUCGACGAUGAACAUCUUAAAGUCCGAGUGGUCCAAACAUCCCCAGACAGUUUUCUAAGUACAACGAAUGAAGAAGAUGCGUGCUAUAAAUUCAAACUAGGCGACCUCGAGGACACAAAUUUGCAACUAAAAGAUAAAUACCAGCACUUUUUUGAUCACUUUUACAUGUACACGAGUCAAGAAAGCGUUGAUCAGGUGGAGCAAAGACUGUGUACAGAUUUUACCUCCACCUUUGGUUGUACUAGAUCCGUUUUUGCCCAGUAUUUGAACUUCAUAACAACGUGGAGCAUGCGCGAUGGAACGAAAGAAAAGUUGGCGAAAACAUGGGUUGAAUCUGCUAUUGCUUUGAUUUUGCUGAGUUCUUGCGUUAAACCACUAUCUUUUGGACCAGUCAACGACAAAAUGAGACUAUUGCGAGACGCAAUAGCGAAAUUUUGGGUGACAGUAGUUGAAGAUAGGGCCUACGAUGUUGUUAGAAAGUUGUGGGGUGAUUUGAAAACAGAAAACGACGACUUGAAGUUACUUAACAAAGUCGCCUUAAAGUACCAGUUGUUGAGGUAUUUCACCAAUACUGACGAAAUUGAUGACAAAUUAAUGAACAUGUUGUUGUGGAUAUUGGGGAAGUGCCCGCUGAUCGUAUCUCAAGAUGACUGCCUGCCCAGCACGCUCGAUUUAUGUCAAAACAAAAAUUUUGUAGUGGUCGGAAAGUACACGAACGUCCACGAAAAUGUAUUUCGCAAACUGUCCGAUUUAAAAUGGUCAAAAGAAGUUUAUGACGAGAUUCUAAAACGGUUUAGAUUCCUGGUACAAGGUAACGAAGAAAUUGAUUUAGAAUUUUUGACUACACUGGACUCGAAGUUCGUCGAUUCAGUCACACCGACUGACCUUGUAGAUAUGGUAGAAACGACUUAUCGCGUCGGGGGCGAAAAGAACCUUUCGAGCGUCUACUUGACCCGAUUUUUGUCCCGAAAUGUCAUUUCUUCAAAAUACUUGGAAAAAAUAGACCCCACAAACACUCUAGUUUUGUUAUGUGACGCGAAAGGUACCAACUUGCGUACUGUCCCUGAUCGUAGCGACCUUUUUUCCAAGAACGAGCUCCCUUUGAAAAAAUUCGACGAUUGGUGUACUUCGGUGAGUGCGAAAGUGUUUCAUUAUUUUAAAAUCAUUGAAGAUGGUAACCUUGAGUGGUUACAAAGUAAAGGAGGUGUGGAGGACCUCCACCAAUACCAAAUGUCGGGUUAUUUUGUCGAAGAAGCAGAAGUUUACUCAGAUUGUCAAAGUAAAGUCAAUGUCAUUUGCGCCGAGCCUGGCAUGGGAAAAAGCGAGUUACUAAAGAGGUUGAAAAGUGAGAUGAAACCGUUGACUGUACUUUUGACUAUGAGUGAGAUGUCGUCACUCGGUACCCACUUGAAUGAAAAAUCUUUAGACGAAAUUCAAGAAACCAUUUUUAAGUUAGUGUUUGCGGAGUGUGAGCCCCUAGAAGAGAAAAUCGUGAAGGUACUAAUCAAAAGCGGCCAGGUUUGCUACAUGUGGGAUGGUUUAGAUGAGUUGACCAAUGAAAACAGAGCUUUGAUAAUCGACCUGGUCAAGCAGCUGUCGUCAAGGAGCUUAACGCAAUGGAUCACCGCACGCAGUACCCUGAAAAAAGAACUCGAACACAAAUUCGGUGUUCUAGCCAGAAGUCUACGCCCACUUACCAGCGAAGAACAAAAUUGCUACAUUAGGAUGUAUCUUGAAACCGAAAAUGAAAGAAACGCCCUAGACAAAACACUCAUUAAGAUAAAAUCUCUACCGGGUGUAUCCAUUAAUGAAAUUCUAGCUUACCCUUUACAACUCCACAUAUUGUUGAAAUUACUCCAAACCGACAUCUCGUUCCACAAACUUUCUCUAGGCGACUUGUACAGUCAGUUCAUCGAACAGAAGUACAACACCUACAUAGGACAAAAAACGAAAAUAGACACGAUUGACCCCAUGAUGAAAAAAAUUUUCGAACGCCACAAGAAAUCAGUCUUUGAAAACUACGAGAAAAUCGCUGUGCGUACGCUAUGUCCAGAACACGUACAAGAACAGAGUUUCGUGGACGACGAACUUGAAGACUACUUGGGCUUGUUAACAAACGGACACUUUAUUAAUUCGUCGUUUGCGGAGUACUUUGCUGCCUGUUAUCUCCAAAGAUCUAGGACGAACUUGAUUUUUCUCUUUGACACGAAGUACUCAAACGUGAGGUUCUUCUUCGACCUUCUUUUGGCGAAAAACUCCGUUGCGCACACCGCUGUUGUACACAAAGAUUUUGACUUGUUGAAAACGCAAGAAGGGUUUGAAAAAAGUAAAGAUUUGGGGGGGAGGAGUGUGUUGCAUUUGGCUUGUUCGUGGGGUACACGGUACCCCGUGUUGAAUGUCCAGAAGAAUCCAGACGGUUACGUUAUAGACGACUGUACCUCUGAAAUGGUUAAAGAAGACCCCGACUAUUUGAAAAUCGUGGAUUUUUUGUUGGAGAGGUGUGACACUAUGGACGUUGAUGAUUUGUUCAAGAUGACACCCGGUGCCUACGCGGACGCUACUAAUUCGGUUUUCGCUAAAAUAAAAAUUUUGCUGAAAGAACCCAAAGUGUGUCGUGUUGUAGAUGAAGAUUUAACUAAAAUUUUGUAUUACUCAGUCAAGUUUGGCGUGAGUGAGGUUAUAGAUUUGUUCAAGGACAUUCCUUUAGUGUGUACUGCGACGGAUCAGAACUCUUUGCUACACCUCGCAGUUCACGAUGUGAAGAUAGUGGAGAAAUUGCUCCAGUUUGGGACCUACUUAAAGUGUGUUAAUUUGAGAAACAAAUAUGGCGAGACACCUCUCCAUUUAGCUAGUCGGUUAGGAUAUAGGGAUAGUAUGUUAGUUUUGAUUCGAUUUGGUUCAGAUUUUAACAGUGUUAACACGAAUGGCUUAUCACCACUACAUCUGGCGUGCCAGAAUGGGCAUACAGCAUCCAUCAUGGUACUUAUUGAGUCAGGAGCAAACCUUGAUGGUUAUGCAAAUGAUGGUACCACACCUCUACAUUUAGCUUGUCAAAGUGGAAACGGUAAAUGUGUAGAAAUGUUGAUUCGAAGUGGAGUAAAGAUAAAUGUUCGUAAUAAAGACGGCAUUACACCUUUACAUAUAUCCUGCCAAACUGGAAAUGUCGAAAUUACCGAAAUGUUGGUUCGAAUAGGUGCAGAGAUCGACGUCCUCACGAGUAAUGGUCAUACUCCGUUACAUGUAGCUUGUCAAAAUGGACACCUGGAGUGUGUAGACAUCUUGAUCAAAUGUGGAGCGAACGUAGACAGAUGUUCAGCAGAUGGUACCACUGCACUACAUUUAGCUUGUCAAAGUGGAAACGGUAAAUGUGUAGAAAUGUUGAUUCGAAAUGCAGUAAAUAUAAAUGUUCGUAAUAAGAACGGCAUUACACCUUUACACGUAUCCUGUCAAACAGGAAAUGUCGAAAUUACCGAAAUCUUGGUUCGAAUAGGUGCAGAGAUCGACGUCCUUACGAAUAAUGGUCGUACUCCGUUACAUUUAGCUUGUCAAAAUGGACACCUGGAGUGCGCAGAGCUCUUGAUCCAAUGUGGAGCAGACAUAAAUAGAUAUUCAGAAGAUGGUACCACUGCACUACAUCUAGCUUGUCAAAGUGGAAGUGCUAGAUGUGCAGAAUUGUUGAUUCACUGUGGAACAAAUAUAAAUGUUCCUAAUAAGGACGGUAUAACGCCUUUACACGUAUCCUGCCAAACCGGAAACCUCGAAAUUACCGAAAUGUUGGUUCAUUCAGGUGCCAAUGUCAGUGCCCUUGCGAAUACUGGCCCUACUCCAUUGCAUUUAGCUUCUGAAAACGGACACUUGAAGUGUGUGGAGUUCUUGAUUCAAUGUGGAGCCGACAUAAAUAGAUCUUCAUCGGAUGGUACCACUGCACUACAUUCAGCUUGUCAGAGUGGAUCAGUCGAUGUUGUUAAGAUGUUAUUACAAUUAGGAGCUGGAAUCAAUGUGGCGUCUAGUGAUGGUACCACACCGUUACACUUGGCUUGUGAAAAAGGCAGGGAUGCUGUUGUUCGUUUGCUUAUUGAAUGUGGUGCCGAUGCCACUGCUACUAAUUUUGAUCACAUGACGCCCUUGGGAAUAGCGCUUCGGGAAAAUCAUAAGCAGAUUGUAGAACUUUUAAAGAGGUUUCAUAAGUGACAGACAAACGAAAAAUGAGACGUUUACCUGUCAGCGAAUGUUAUAAGGAAUACAAUGACGAGGAGACGUUUCUUUGCUUCACAGUAUGUGACUGUGAAGGAAAAAAACCUGAUUAGUACAGUUAUGUACAAUACUAAUCUUUAUAUAAUAAUGUAUGUAUCUGUAACGAUUUAAUUCGUAUUAACAAUAUUUUUUUAUUAAUGAA
Messenger RNA from Zophobas morio, 9189 nucleotides. RefSeq lists its product as uncharacterized. The transcript has 6 exons. Lineage: Eukaryota; Metazoa; Arthropoda; Insecta; Coleoptera; Tenebrionidae. Gene Ontology annotation, biological process: regulation of barbed-end actin filament capping. Gene Ontology annotation, molecular function: protein binding. The record is from RefSeq and is a predicted model, not a curated record. Gene Ontology annotation, cellular component: cytoplasm; nucleus. Bases 282 to 8984 code for a protein of 2900 amino acids.